Messenger RNA from Hypomesus transpacificus, 908 nucleotides. Its product is annotated as cytochrome c. The transcript has 3 exons. Gene Ontology annotation, molecular function: electron transfer activity; heme binding. Lineage: Eukaryota; Metazoa; Chordata; Actinopteri; Osmeriformes; Osmeridae. Gene Ontology annotation, cellular component: mitochondrial intermembrane space. The record is from RefSeq and is a predicted model, not a curated record. The coding region runs from base 119 to 433 and encodes 104 amino acids. Gene Ontology annotation, biological process: mitochondrial electron transport, cytochrome c to oxygen; mitochondrial electron transport, ubiquinol to cytochrome c.
AGUGAUGUGACCUUCUCUCCGACCGCAGAACUGAUCUACAGGCCGGUGAUAGCAGCUGAAGGAUAACUGUCCCUGUCUCGCGGAAUUUUAAGCAAUCAGACUGUAAUCAAAGGUCAUCAUGGGAGACAUCGGAAAGGGUAAGAAGGCUUUUGUCCAGAAGUGCGCUCAAUGCCACACCGUGGAGGAGGGGGGCAAACACAAAGUGGGGCCCAACCUUUGGGGGCUGUUUGGGCGCAAGACGGGCCAGGCUGAGGGCUACUCGUACACUGACGCCAACAAGAGUAAAGGCAUCACCUGGGAGACCGAUACCUUGUUGGAGUAUCUGGAGAAUCCCAAGAAAUACAUUCCCGGAACCAAGAUGAUCUUCGCUGGCAUCAAGAAGAAGGGUGAACGGCAGGACCUGGUGUCUUACCUCAAAUCUGCCACGUCAUAAAACCACCUGAUGACUCAUUAUUUAAGUUCAAUGUGAUUUUAGUACUGCGUUUGCUGUUCUUUUUUUUCUUUCUUGAGAAUCUGUACAUCAGUAAUUAACAAUAAUCAAUCUUUAUUGGCCAGAAUGACUUCCUCCAGUCAUGGCAUGUAGGGGCAACCAUCUAACUCAUAACAUGUUCAAAAUGGACCCCUGAUUCAGCAGAGAUGCUGCAUCCGUCCUAUUGAUCAGCAUCCUCCAUGUUGGAUCAGUUAGCUGGGAUAAAAGAUGGUUGUGGUGGUAACUGAAGGUUGAGGUCUGUUUCUUGGAAGAAUGGACACUGUAUUCCCUGGUUUAACAGGAACUGUUGAGAGUUUAACUUAUUUGACUACUGAUGGAGCCGGUCCUAUUCCACUACUGGCUUUGGGACCCGCAGUGGUAUGUACAAAAAUGGUAGCUAUGGUAUCUGAAAAAAGAGAGAAAUAAAGUUGUGAAUUAU